AUGAGCGGUUCCAAAGAUCACGGCAAGAAGGGAAAGGAAGUUGAGGGUCUCGGCAUCAUGAACGUCGAGGUACCCACGCAGACGAAGAAGUCCGAGAGCAUGCCGAAACUUUGUACAUGUCAUUAUCUUUGCCAGCACAAGAAAUUUGCGCUAGAUGAGCAGAAUGAGGGGAAGAAAAAGGAAAAGAGACCAGAUGUUUAA
Penicillium waksmanii is the source of this 201-nucleotide messenger RNA. RefSeq lists its product as uncharacterized. Bases 1 to 201 code for a protein of 66 amino acids. The record is from RefSeq and is a predicted model, not a curated record. The transcript has a single exon. NCBI's taxonomy places the organism in Eukaryota, Fungi, Ascomycota, Eurotiomycetes, Eurotiales, Aspergillaceae.